Messenger RNA from Leptopilina heterotoma, 1484 nucleotides. RefSeq names its product lipid droplet-associated hydrolase (gene sturkopf). Lineage: Eukaryota; Metazoa; Arthropoda; Insecta; Hymenoptera; Figitidae. Gene Ontology annotation, cellular component: lipid droplet. Gene Ontology annotation, molecular function: lipase activity. The transcript has 4 exons. The record is from RefSeq and is a predicted model, not a curated record. Gene Ontology annotation, biological process: lipid storage. The coding region runs from base 380 to 1297 and encodes 305 amino acids.
AUGAAUACAGUCCAAAGGGGAACUUGUUUUGUAUUUUAAUGAUUUUAAAGAUUUAAUAUUUUAAUUAAUAUAGAUAAUAGAUUUAAUUCAUAGACUCAAUUUUGAAUCGAAUUUUAAAGAAUAUUGAAUGUUAUGUAAAGUUCCAUUUGGAUUAAAUACUAAAGUGUAACAAUAGCUAGUAACUUGUGAUAUAUCUGAAAAUUUCUACUGUCAAUUACUGUUUGCAGGUUUACAGUUAGCUUUUUUGCAUUUAGAAUCAAAAAGCAGUUUGAUGACGUUAAAUAAAAAGAAUUUCGACUGAAUUGUAAGGCCUAGAAGUUUAGCACAAAACGUUUGGGAAUAAAUACUGUUUGGGAAAAUUCAUAAACGUCAAUAAAAAAUGCAGAGAGCAAUGAUAAUGUGCAAUGAAGUUCCGACCGAAGUUUUGACACUGGGUCGAUGGGUUGAGGAGGGCUUGGCACCGGAUGGAAAAAAAGAUGUAAUUGUCAUUAUUCCGGGUAAUCCUGGUAUUCCAACUUUUUACGAGGAAUUUUUAAAAACUCUCAAAUCAAAAUUACCACCGGAAACACCGGUUUGGAUUUUGGGUUAUGCAGGUUUCGUGCAACCUGCCAGUGAUCUUUUCACAAUGCCCAACAAUAAACGACUUUAUGAUUUAAGGGGGCAAUUGGAUCACAAGGCGGAAUUUCUAAAAAAAUAUGUUCCAAAAGAUGCGAGACUUCAUCUUGUAGGGCAUUCAAUUGGCAGUUGGUUCAUUUUGAAUCUACUGAGAGAUGAGGAAAUAGUAAAUCGAGUGAUAAAAUGCUAUUUAUUAUUUCCAACCAUAGAACACAUGGCCGACAGUCCAAAUGGUCGAUUUCUCAUCAACGUGGUUCUGAGAGUAGCAGCAUUUAUAGUUUUCCUGGCGUGGAUUUUCUCCCUUUUCCCAUCGUUUUUAAGGAACUUUUUGGUUACAAUUUUCGGCCUAUUUUACGGAUAUCCGAGAAAAAGUACACCGGCAAUUCUACAACUAUUGGAACCGCAAGUUUUGAGAAAAGUGUUUGCCCUGGCCAGGCAGGAAAUGUCAGUCGUCAAAGAAUUGGAUAACGAAAUGGUUACACAAAAUAAAAAGAAACUUUGGUUCUAUUAUGGAGCAAAAGAUGGUUGGGUGCCUGUUAGUUAUUAUCAAAAUAUGAGAGUUAAGUUUCCCGACGUUGAUAUUCAACUUUGUAAGCGAAAUCUUUAUCAUUCGUUUGUAUUAAAGCAUUCCAUUGAGAUGGGACAAAUUUUAGGAAAUGUAAUUAACGAAAAUAUUUCCUAAUUACGAGAAGGAAAAAAAUUGUGAUACAUCGAAAUAUUUAAUAGUUUAAAAUCUACAAUUUUUUUAAUAGAUUUUUUUUUAAAUCGCUUUUUUACUAGAACUAACGAAUUUAAGCAGAAAGUUUGAUGCAUUUCCAUUUUUUCUAUUUUCGUUACUUUCGUUUCCUACUUUUCUAUAAUAUUUAAUA